This is a messenger RNA of Acanthosepion pharaonis, 1515 nucleotides long. Lineage: Eukaryota; Metazoa; Mollusca; Cephalopoda; Sepiida; Sepiidae. The record is from the annotation of a GenBank genome assembly.
AUGUUAGUCUUUGCACUGUUAGGAAGAAGAGAGCAUAUCGCUAUUUCUGACAUUUUUAAUAAAUGCUCGUGUUUCUAUUUUUUUUUCUUUCUUCUUUUUAAUAUUCUUCUCUUUCCUUAUCUAUUUUUUCUUCUCACCUCUUUUUCCUCUUCUAUCUUCAUGUCUCUCUUUUCUUCGUCUUUCUCUGUUUUUUUUCUCUCCUUAUCUCUCUACUUCCUCUUUCUAUUUUUCUGCCAUCUUAUAAUCCUUCCUCUUCUAUUUUCAUUUUUUUCUCCCUCCCUCAAUGUUUUCUUCUUUCUCCUUAUCUCCCUUCUCUCUGUCGUUUUCUGCCUUCUAAUCCUUUCUCUUUUUCUCUUUUUCUACGUUACUCUCUCUCUUUCCUUAUUUCCCUUCUCCCUCUCUCUCACCCUUCUUCCUCUCUCUCUCUCUUUUUCUACGUUCUUCCGUUCUCUUGACGUCCCUUCUUCCUCUCUCUCUUGUUUUCCACGUUCUUCCGUUCUCCUGAUAGCCCUUCUUCCUCUCUCUCUCUCUUUUUCUAAGUUCUUUCGUUCUCCUGAUACCCUUCUUCCUCUACGUUAUUUUGUUCUCCUGAUAUCCAUUUUUUCCUCUUUCUCUCUCUCUCUCUCUUUCUACGUUCUUCCAUUCCUUUCUCGUCUAUCUUCAGUGUUUCUUCUUCUUCUAUCUUUCUUUUCUCUAUUUCCAUCAAACUUUUCUGCCACCCUGGCUAUUCUUACCCAUUUUCUCUCCCCUAUUCAAAAAACAGGCAGAAUUGAUCUAUCUAUCUAUCUAUCUAUCUAUCUAUCUAUCUAUCUAUCUAUCUAUCAUAGUCUUUUUCUAUCUAUCUAUCUAUCUAUCUAUCUAUCUAUCUAUCUAUCUAUCUAUCUAUCUAUCUAUAAUAGUCGUUUUAUAUCUAUCGAUCUAUCUAUAAUAAAUUGGUCUAUCUAUCUAUCUAUCUAUCUAUCUGUCAUAUACUUUUUCUAUCUAUCUAUCUAUCUAUCUAUCUAUCUAUCUAUCUAUCUAUCUAUCAUCUUUUCUAUCUAUCUAUCUAUCUAUCUAUCUAUCUAUCUAUCUAUCAUAAUCUUUUUUUUUUUCUUUUCUUUCUUUUUUUAUCUAUUUCAUAUCUUUUCUAUCUAUCUAUCUAUCUAUCUAUCUAUCUAUCUAUCUAUCUAUCAUAAUCUUUUUCUUUCUUUCUUUCUUUCUUUCUUUCUAUCUAUCUAUCAUAGUCUUUUUCUUUCUUUCUAUCUAUAUCUACCUAUCUACCUAUCUAUCUAUCUAUCUAUCUAUCUAUCUAUCAUACUCUUUUCUAUCUAUCUAUCUAUCUAUCUAUCUAUCUAUCUAUCUAUCAUAAUCUUUUUCUUUUUCUUUCUUUUUUCUAUUUAUCUAUCUAUCUAUCAUUCUUUUCUAUCUAUCUAUCAAUAUCUAUCUAUUAUCUUUAUAUCCAUCGAUCUAUCAAUAAUAGUCUUUUUAUAUCUAUCUAUCGAACAAAUCGGUUCUCGAACAGAAUAUUCGAGAUGA